CUUUAAACUGGAGCCUAUGGACAUGAGAGAGACAACUGAACUCUGACAUAUCUUCAAUUUAUUUAACAAGGUAAGUUCCCAAUUUUUCCAAAACCAAUCUUAGUUCUUCUAUCAUAUCAAAGCUUAUUUUCACAUUUUGAACUAAGAGGCCUACUGCAAGACAAUGUUUGUUUCCUAUUUCCCCCCAGCUGAUGUCUCUCUCUCCAUGCAUGAUUGUACGGUCAUUGUAAGGUCCAUAAAGUAGCUUCAUUAAUGUUGACCUCUGCUCCGACCGGCUAUUCCGUAAUGGGUGUCACGACCCUGAUUUGUCUCUCUUUUUACUGGCUGAUGGGUGGACAAUUCCUGAAAAGAACAUACCAAUGUUCUCGCAGCUGAUGAACAUUUAAUGUGCAUCUUAUGGUGCGUGUGCCCUCAGCUGGAAAUAUUGCAAAAUCAGCUGUUCAAUUUCGCUUUUUACUUACAACGCAAUAGCUUUGCUCAAUAUCCGUUCAGUUGUCCGUAUCCAGGGUGGUUUAAAGGUUAGAUUGUGGUGUUAUUAUAGGUAUAAAGGCGAAAAUUACAAGUUUGCGCAUGUGGAUCAUUUGGUUAAACGUUGUUUAUUAGACAUAGCUCAGUCAAAAUCCUUCAUUUAGGUGUGGUAAACCUCUCCUGAUGUCAUGUUUCCCCUUUUAGUUUACCUGCAUUAAACUUUUAUAACUCGCCUCUUCUCCUCCUCCUCCCCUUCCCUUCUCUCCUCUCCUAAAGGAAACACCACCAUCUCCUCUUGACCCCUUGUUCCUCCCUCCUAUACCGCCAUGUCGGUAUCCUUGUCCAGCAUCCCUGUCGUGCUGAAGGACACGAGCUACCACGCCGGCAUGCUGAAGGGAAGUCCGGCGCGGGGCUUCUUCCCUGGCCCCCACCACCCAUACAUGGACUUCUUCCCGCGGACUCACAGCCUCCUCCACCCGCUCAAGUCCCUCGGGCGUCUCGUGUCUGACGCUCAGGGGUCUCUGCCGCUCAACUUGCACGGCGGGGCCCCUCAGUUCCCGCACCACCCCUCAGUCCUUCACGAGCACAUGUUUAGCGCCUCUGGGAUCCCUUACCUGAGCCAGAUGUUGCCAGGGCAACAUCAGCACGCCAAACCCGAGGAGCUGGCUGCGGUGGUGACGGAGCACGCGGCCGGUCCGCUGUCCUCAGACUUCAGCAGCCCAUCCAGUGAGAGGUCCUCCUCCGUGUCCACUUCCACGCCGGCCAAAGAGAGUUUGUUUCGGCUCCGGAGCGCAGAGACUUCGCCGGAGAAAACGCGCACGUGUUAUAAUUUCAGCGAAGAUGACUUGUUCAUGGUACUGUACGGUUACUCUGGCAACCAGGAGCGGAACGUGGGUCACGCAAUAUCAGGACUGACGCUGCCAGAAAAGUCAGGUGAGACUUUAUAAUCAGUUAUUAAAUGUUUGUUUUGUAUUAAGAGGUAAAGUCUCGAAAAUAUCUGUCUAAAUGGAGAUCUACUUCCCUAAAAUUGGAAUAAACUAUCUCAAAAUAACUGUAAACUCAACAUAAAUGAGCUUCUAGUGUUUUAUCUACAAUGUUCUUAAUUCAAUAUUUUCUUUUUCAGUCUCUGACUCUCAUAUUCUUCCACUGGACAAAGAAGCGCUCGAAGUUCCAGAUGGUAAACACACUUUUUAUUUAACCCUUUAAUGCCUUUUGUAUCAUAUUUUUGUUACUUACUUUUUAUACUUCUAUCAAAUUAAUAUGAUCAACAAAUUUCUAAAACAAAAACACCUGAAUACAGUCCGAUAAAUGAUAAAAAUGUCCUCUUCCUCUCGUAUCAAAUGAGAUAAAUAAAUAUACUUUAAGGACAUUUUGAUUUAAGUGAAAUAAACAUUUAAGCUCCAAAAAAAUUGUGAAUUUUCUGCCCAUAAUUUGUGGUGUCAGGUAUUAAAGGGUUACGAAAACAUCCAAUUUAAUUCUGUUUAUGGGGUUCAUAUGUGACACUAGUGUUUUCUUCGUGUUGCAGGGUUGACAAUCCUUCAGACAACGUGGGGAAACGUGUCACACCGUGGGGUUUUCACUGACAAAACCAGCAUCCCCAAAGGCACUCGCUUCGGACCAUUCCAGGGAAAACUGGUCAACACCAGCGAGAUUAAAACCUAUGACGAUAACACGUUAAUGUGGGAGGUAAUGAGCUAAAAUGCUUUAAAAAAAACAGUCUUUGUGUUGUCGUGGGAGUUUGGAUUUAACAAGCAGGUAAAUAUUUUCCUCCAGGUGUUUGAAAACGGCCGCUUGAGCCACUUCGUGGACGGCAGAGGAGGUUCAGGAAACUGGAUGUCUUUGGUGAAGUGUGCUCGCUUCCCGGACGAGCAAAACCUGAUCGCUGUUCAGGUCCAGGGUCAGAUCUUUUACGAGGCCUGCAAAGAGAUCCGGCCUGGCCAGGAGCUGCUGGUGUGGUAUGGAGACUGCUAUAUGCAAUUCCUUGGAAUCCCCCUAACUUUGAAAGACCCCAGAGAGGAAAACAACGUGGUGUCUCAAGCUGAAGGUCAGAAUCUAGUUCCUUAAAUUCAACAUUUUCUUUAAUCCCUGUCUCCUACCUCCACAAUGCUGAACAUGUUUUUUUUUAUAAUCCUCCAGAUUCUGGUGAGGGCUUCAAGUGUGACAGAUGCGGGAAAGUGUUUGCCUACAAGUACUACAGAGACAAACACCUCAAAUACACGCGUUGCGUGGACCAGGGAGACAGGAAAUUCCCCUGUCACCUCUGCAACAGAUCCUUCGAGAAGAGAGACAGAUUAAGGAUACACAUUUUGCACGUGCACGAGAAACACCGGCCUCACAAGGUACGAGAAAACAAGCCUUUAUACCUGCUGAACCGAUGGCUACAGGUCGUUAGGUGUGUGCAGAAGUUUUUGUGGUGCUGAAAGAACAGCUCCCUACUGUGUCACUAACAAACGUCAGACUUUUACAGUGCUUAUAAAUUACCGUAAAAUUACCGUAAAACCUCCAGUCAGUGAUAUUUUUUAAGGAUUAAUGCCCACAAAAAAAUGAAAAUUAAGAAAUAAUUUCCAUUCUUUUACCACAGAAAAAAAUAAAGGCUUCUAAAAUUGGCCUUUGAAAUAUCCAAAUUAUUAUUUUUAAUGUCAGUAAAUACUCCGGGAAAAUAUUAAUUGUUUAUUUUUUUCUUUAACAUCCAAAAAAUGCUCUGACUCAUGAUGGUGUUUUUUUAUUUCUUCCAUUUUUAGUGCUCAGUCUGUGGAAAGAGUUUCUCCCAGUCGUCUAGUCUCAACAAACACAUGCGUGUGCACUCUGGAGAGAGACCAUACAAGUGUGUCUACUGUAAUAAGGUAAGAAUAUUUAUUUAUGUUAACUCGUAAAUAUGUUUGAUAAUGGCCUUUACUCAAUAUUUCACGUUGGGCUCAAAGUAGAGAAGAGGGAAAUGUAAAUACGGAGUUAAUUUUUUUUUUAUAUAUAUAUAUAUAAAUAAGAAAAAAUAUAUAUUUUCCUUGGACGUGAGUAGUUUAUUCAAAGCUUUAAAAUCAGAUUAAUACAUUAACUUCUCAUCCUGUUUCUUUUUUAAUAAAUCCUGACACACAGGCCUCCGUUUCCCCUUCUCUCUUCUUCUCCGUUUAUUUUGUACUAACACUGUCCCUCAUCCAUUUUGUGUCCCUUGUUUCAUGGUGCAUUUAGCGCGAGCCCCCAUCAUUGUCUUGUGGCUGGGCACGCUCCGCGAGGACACUUACAUGCUAAUUAUCGCCAGAUGCACACCCACCCUUUUGUCUAACGGGAUUAUACUUCAAAUUUACGGCCCUUGAAUGAGCAGAAGUUUUUUUGUUCUUUUUUUCUCUGAUAUCCUCCCCUUUUUUACGCACCCAGAGAGGGUUUUGUUUAAACUAAUCCCCCUUUCUACUUACCCGAACACUUUGGGCAUUACGGCACGUGACCAGGGGCUGACAGUCUUUCGAUAGGUUUAAAAAAAAAACACUAAUGCACGAGACGAAAAACGUUAGUCGACGUUUAAAUUUUGUUAGCAAUAAGCUAAUUUCAAAAUAAAGUCGUCAACGGUAUGGACAUGUGGCAAGUUUAGAAAUACUAGAUAAAUUUAGCGACCUUCAAAUGGAACAGGAAAUAUUUUGCCUCUCAAAUAUAAGUAUUUUGAAGUCUGAAUUUAUUAAAAGCCUCGUGUUUUCCUUCAGGCCUUCACUGCCUCCAGCAUCCUCCGCACACACAUCCGUCAGCAUUCCGGAGAGCGGCCCUUCAAGUGUAAGCACUGCGGGAAGGCCUUCGCCUCACACGCCGCCCACGACAGCCACGUCCGGCGGACUCACGCGAAGGACAAGCCGUAUCCCUGCGAGCUGUGCGGGGCUGCUUUUCAGGAGGAGCAGGAGCUUCACUACCACAUGAAAACCCACACAAGUAAGAAAUUAGACUUUAUUUACUACAGCUAGUGUAGCUAAUACAGGCCAUAGACACUCUUAAUGCUGUAUUAUGCCUUAAAAUAAUUACAAUUAGAAAUAUGUGAACGUAAUUAAAGAAAAUUUAAACCCUGCACUAGCCUACAUUUUUAUCCUGUGGCCUAUUAGCAGCAAUCUCUCCUAAAUCAGCUUUGUGCUUUUCACAAUGACUUUGUACCAUAUUGUACAGAGAUGGGCCUGUAUUUUUCACAUUUUGGAUUUCUGUACAGCCUGUUAUUUUUUGUGCAAAGCCAAGAAAAUGUUGCAUUACUGAGCCUGCUUGAAGUCUGGUAACUCAUUAUUAUAUUUAUUCAUUUGCAGAAAUCUUGGACAGUACAAGUCUUCAGACCUCUCCAAGCAGCGGACUGCAGGAAGAUACCACGUUUGCAGUAAAGGACAAUCCAAAAUCCCAGAAAAACUUGACUUACUCUGGGCUAACAGUUUUGAACCCAGAAUAUCGUCCCUGGAACUAAGCCCGAGAAUCUGAACUAGACUGCACUCAGUAAAAUCAAACAAAUCCAACAACUCGAGUCAUGUAUAAUAGUCUGUUUUACAGGAUUUUAUACUGUACAAGAUACUACAAAAAUACAAGGGGAUAAAAAAAAUGACCAUAAAGCCAUAAAAGAUAAAAAAGAGAAGCCUUCAAGGUGGGAUCUUGUGUUUUUUCAUUGCAUAAAUGCUGCUUUAAAAGGGUUAUUCUAUAACAGACCUAUUUAAUAAAAGCUCAUCAUAAAUUAAAUUGUUAGAAAAUGUGCGUAACUCUAUUUAUAAUACAUUAAAAUGUGUGAUCUGUUGUUUUGUGGCUCAAAGCUUUCACUCUGCAGUGAUUCUAACCCAGUGUAAUUUAAUAAUAAUAAUAAUUAAUAAUAAAAGUAAUGAUGACAAUAAUAAUAAUUUCAUUUUUAUUUGUAAUUUAUCUUUAUUAUUACUACAUUGGGUUUUCUUGCAACCACUAGUGCUUGAAAAGCAAAAGUAUUUCUGUCAUUGUUGAUUGGAGCAUAUUUGUGUACGAAAUAUAUGUAAUACCCUUCCUUUAUUUAUAAUGUAAGUAAAUAUUUUCUACUGUAAUGUGAGGCUGCUAAAUAAUCCAAAGACUCUGCAUACAUUUUUUUUUUGUGCGUCUGCUUUUUUCAUGAUGAACAAAUAAAAAAAUCAGCGCAUGAAAACAAGAUUUUUUACCUUCUUUUAUUGAUCUGGUAAUACAGUGAAAUCUCCAACAGGAUAAAUUAUUUACUGUGUUAUUUGAAA
This is a messenger RNA of Xyrichtys novacula (pearly razorfish), 5666 nucleotides long. The record is from the annotation of a GenBank genome assembly. Lineage: Eukaryota; Metazoa; Chordata; Actinopteri; Labriformes; Labridae.